GGAUGUGGCUGGAGCUUGAGGCGCGCAGGGCCAGAGACGCCGCAGACCCGGGACGCGGAGCAGCUCGGAGGCGGUGAAUAAUAGCUCUUCAAGUCUGCAAUAAAAAAUGGCCUCCAAUAAAACUACAUUGCAAAAAAUGGGAAAGAAACAGAAUGGAAAGAGUAAAAAAGUAGAAGAGGCAGAGCCUGAAGAAUUUGUGGUGGAAAAAGUACUGGACCGACGUGUAGUGAAUGGGAGGGUGGAGUAUUUCCUGAAGUGGAAGGGAUUUACAGAUGCUGACAAUACUUGGGAACCUGAAGAAAAUUUAGAUUGUCCAGAGUUAAUUGAAGCGUUUCUUAAUUCUCAAAAAGCUGGUAAAGAAAAAGAUGGCACAAAAAGAAAAUCUUUAUCUGACAGUGAAUCUGAUGAUAGCAAAUCCAAGAAGAAAAGAGAUGCUAUGAGAAACACAGAGGUUGACGACAUAUUUGGUUCUGAAUGCUUCAGCAGCCAAAGCAAAAAGGCUGAUAAACCAAGAGGCUUUGCCAGAGGUCUUGAUCCUGAACGAAUAAUUGGUGCCACAGACAGCAGUGGAGAAUUAAUGUUUCUCAUGAAAUGGAAAGAUUCAGAUGAGGCAGACUUGGUGCUGGCAAAAGAGGCAAAUAUGAAGUGUCCUCAGAUUGUAAUUGCUUUUUAUGAAGAGAGACUAACUUGGCAUUCUUGUCCGGAAGAUGAAGCUCAAUAAUUGUUUGUGUUGCUUUUUAUAUAUAUUUAUAUAUAUAUAUAAAAUCUGGGUCUUGGUUUUUUGGUUUAUUAGUGUGAAAAAAUAACAUUCUAAUGAAAAUCAAGUUUGAUAUGUUUGUUUUGAAGUAGUAUUGGGGAAGUUGUUGGGGUUUUUUGCAUCUAUAGCACUGGUUACUUUGAACAAAUAAAAGCUUUCUGUAGUUGCUUCCUUUA
This is a messenger RNA of Neofelis nebulosa (Clouded leopard), 933 nucleotides long. RefSeq names its product chromobox protein homolog 3-like. The transcript has a single exon. Gene Ontology annotation, molecular function: chromatin binding. The record is from RefSeq and is a predicted model, not a curated record. Gene Ontology annotation, cellular component: pericentric heterochromatin; nucleus. NCBI's taxonomy places the organism in Eukaryota, Metazoa, Chordata, Mammalia, Carnivora, Felidae. Gene Ontology annotation, biological process: negative regulation of transcription by RNA polymerase II; chromatin organization. The coding region runs from base 107 to 721 and encodes 204 amino acids.